CGGCUGAUUUUGUUUGUUUUGGCCGUUGGUACGCGUCAGGCGCCGCGGUAACACCUGGGCACUCGAUGCCGGGAGGAUUCCACCGGGCAGCUCGUGCUCUUUCGCCCUGAAGAUGCCCGCGGUGAUCCGCGACGAGGACGAGUCUUCAUCGGAAGACGAAGACCAUCCCUGCGUGGCCUGGAGUGGCCUCAGCAAGACCAUCCCAGUUCUCUUGUUUUUCCCCGAAGCUGCUGUUGCAAAAGAUGUGAACAUCUGCUCCACUGGAGAGCGCUAUAAUAUGGCCUUCAAGAUUGUCCGCACAGAGAGUCGCCUGGUACGAGGACUACUCACCAAUCAUGGAUUCCACGAGGUUCACCCGAACAGCAACGACUUUAACCUCAUGUGGACAGGAUCUCACCUCAAGCCUUACAUACUACGCAGCCUUCAGGAUUUUCAGAAGGUCAACCACUUUCCAAGGUCGUAUGAAUUGACGCGCAAAGACCGUCUGUAUAAGAACAUCCAGCGGAUGCAGCAGACUCACGGCUUCAAAAACUUCCACAUUGUUCCUCAGACCUUUGUGCUUCCCUCCGAGUACCAGGAAUUCUGCAAUUGUUUUGCAAAGGACAAAGGACCCUGGAUCAUAAAACCAGUGGCAUCUUCAAGAGGGCGAGGCAUCUACUUGGUCAGCAAUCCGAAUCAGAUUUUAAUGGACGAGAACAUCUUGGUGUCUCGCUAUAUUAAUAACCCACUACUAAUAGACGAGUUCAAGUUCGAUGUGCGGUUGUACGUGUUAGUAACAUCGUACGAUCCGGUCCUCGUCUACGUGUAUGAGGAGGGCCUGGCCAGAUUUGCCACCGUGAAGUAUGACCAGACUUCAAAGAACAUCAAGAACACGUUCAUGCACCUCACCAACUACAGCGUGAACAAAAAGAGCAGCGAUUAUGUCAGUUGCGAUGACCCUGAAGUUGAGGAUUAUGGGAACAAGUGGAGUAUGAGUGCAGUGCUGAGGUAUUUGAAGCAGGAGGGGAAGGACACCACAUUGCUGAUGCGACAGGUGGAGGACCUGGUCAUUAAAUCGGUACUGAGUGCUGAGCUGCAGAUAGCCAACGCCUGCAGGACGUACGUUCCCCACAAAACCAACUGCUUUGAGCUGUAUGGUUUUGACGUGCUCAUUGACUCCGACCUGAAACCCUGGUUGUUAGAGGUGAACCUUUCUCCCUCCCUGGCCUGUGAUGCGCCCUUGGAUCUGAAGAUAAAGGCCAGCAUGAUUGCAGACAUGUUUUCACUCGUGGGCUUUGUGUGUCACGACCCCCUAUUGAGACCACCACGGUCUGACCGAGUCCCCCUGGACCCCAGCCUCAAGCACCCAGCAGCCCAAAGGACGCAGCGCCAGAGGCCCGCUGCAGCUAGUAACGCAGACGGGUCGAAAGACAAGCUCGACAAACAAGGACAAGGAGACAGCACGUUGAGUUUGACAGCAGAAGAGAUCAAAGUGCUCCGGAGGAUAAAGGAAGAGGACGAGAGACGGGGAGGCUUCGUCAGGAUCUUCCCCACCGCAGAAACUUGGGAGCGCUACGGUGGAUAUCUGGAGUCUAAGACUUCGAUGAACUACAUGUUGGCAAACAGACUUUUCCAUGGAAGGAAUGUCAGCGGGAAUAUGCAGCUGAGGGCGGAGGCCGUCCACGGAUGUCACGAUGUCCAGUACGAGAGGAAGCUGCUGUCCCUGGAUUCACGGAAGAGGAGACAGCGCCACCCGACCGAUCGCUCUGCUGCGGACAAGAAGAAAUCCGGGAAGGAAUCCAAGGCCUCCCUGAUGGAGAGCAGCAGUCAGGAGGGAGAGGAGUGCGCCCAGGAGGAAAGGGAGGAGGUGAAACUGCCUCGCGAGCCGGUCUCACACAGGGCUUUGGGAACGGAGCAAAGAAAACAAAUGGCCACACCGCUGGAGCGCUGCCACAGCGAGGCUCCUUUCAGCUCAGAGGCAGCCACACACAACGCCAGGCGCACAGUCGACCUGCUCAACAUCCUCCAGCAGGGCUGGGACCUCAGUAAAGUGCAGGCCCGGGUGGCCUUUUCCUCGUACCUGCUGCGAGUCCAGCAGAGACUGCUGGCCGAAAGCCGAGCAAAUACCAUCCCAGCUUGGCCAGACAGGGACAACGACCAAGUGGAGCUAGUGAUUCGCUUCCUGAGAAGAGCAGCUAGUAACCUUCAACAGGAAAUAAAGGUGGUCUUGCCCAGUCGACAGCUUUCGCUCCAAGACCGCAGACGCAUCCUGUCCCACCAGCUAGGAGAGUUUAUCCACUGUUACGACAAGGAAACUGAACAUGUGGUGAAAAGAGCCGAGAGCAGCCAAGAGGCGCAUUGUGUUAACCCCAGUGUGUUUCAGGAGUACAUCGCUGCAGCAAGAGAAAACGAUCUGGAGGAAGUACUGACAUACUACACACAGAAAAAUAAAUCUGCCACCGUCUUCCUUGGAACAAAGAAAGACGUUCAUGAAGUAAAUACCUUAAGAAACUGUAGGAACUCCAAAACUCUGCCUGUGGCCAAAGAGGAUUCCAGCGCUUCGGAGUCCUCGCUCUCCGGAGGGAAAGUCAGCAGUGACCCAGACAUCAAGACCACCGAGAGCCGCCCGCCCGUCCGCACCGGAGACGCCCGGGCGGCCGGAGGCACUGGUGGAUUCCAGCCGCGGGUCCAGGCCUCCCAGCGCCGCUCUAGCUUUCCCGUGACUUUAGAGUGCACCAACAUUCACUUGCAGCACUGCCCCGCGGCCCCGACGUCUCUGCCUCUCCACUGUCCGCCGCCGCCGCCGCCUCUUCAGCCGCCGUCCUAUGCUCAGUCCUUAGCUAAGUCUCACUUCUGCCAUCCGGAUGCGGUCUCUGACCCUCCAGCAUACACGCCUGCCCUCGUGGUCACGCAGCCCCCGAGGGCAAUGUGGACAGCCGUUCCCGCCGGCUGUAACACAACCAUCGGUAGCGGGACGCCCACGCAGGCGCUCAGGAGGAUCCAGUCCUUUACCUCAUCAACGUCCGGCUCUGGAGCGGCUUCUUCCAUGCUGAGUGCCUCGCACAUCUACAACCAGAAGCUCUGUAGACCCACCUCUGCAGGCCAAGUGAUCAGGAUGAGCAGUUCCAGUAAGCUGAAGUCCAACUCAGCCGGGAACUUUAAGGAGUUAAACUCGCUGUCAGCCCAAGCCCAGUCCAACCAGCAGGCCUUCAUCUCAGCCCUGCAGAAGCUGGCCGACAAGCAGGUCGCUCGCCACUACGCCUGCUCCAGUCACAUCAACCUGGCACAAAACCUGAACAACCUGAACCUGGCAAACAGGAUGCUGAGCAGAGAGAGCGUCUCACUGGACACCAAAGCGCGACGCACCGCCGCUGCGGCCCGAGGACCGGUGAAAGCUGUUCACUGCGGAGCAGAUCUGCGUAGCAGCAGCCACAUGCCGACGAAGCACGAGGAGGGUCUCCAGGAUGGUCGGAUGCAGAGUGCCUAUAACUUGGGGACGGGGGGGAGCCCCCUUCAGCGCCACCCGCCCACCCAAGAGAGCUACCAGCUUCAGUUUGCCAUCCAGAAACUGCAACAGCAAAGACUUCAGUCCCAACAAUUUCUGGACCAAAGCCGUCAUCACAGACACCAGGCUCAAUUCCCAGACCAGACCGACACUCCUCACGCCCAGCCUCCCAAACCCUCAUCCGGCUGCCCUCCGUCCGGCUUUCAUGUCGGGUCCAAUCCCAGUCACGGCCACAGCCACAUUCAAACCUCUGUCCGUCCUGCUCUCGCCCCGAAGCCACCCAGCAGUGCCCGAGAGGGUCGGAUCAGGAAAACGGCAACAAAGCGCCUCAUCAAGCAGACGUCCGCAGAGAGUUCAUCCAGUGGCCAGCAUGUGGUCUACGAAGCCAUCUGUGGUAAAACAGGUCUUUCUGCGUACGGCGAUCUGUUCCAGGGCCAGGAGCCUGGCCACAGAUGACAUGAAAGCGACCAGCGGCCCGUCCCGCCCCUCUGCUGGCCUGACAGGUGUCUCUGCAUGUAACCGCGUCCUCGCAGAGGUGUAUUUUGGGAAAGGACAAAAGCAACAGAUGGAAGCAUCACUAGACUAUCUAACAGGGUCCUAUCGAAUGUCCCAACGAUGCAGCCACUUGCAGGAGGACAGUCUUCCAGGCCAGGAACCCCCCCCCGGCUGUGAUGCAGGUUGGGGUUUUAUUUGCUCAGCUCAACAUUGGUUUUGCCUUUUCAGCUCCUCCUCGACCUCCCCUCGCUCCCUCUGGCUACUCUCACACGUCCCUGCAGUUGUCCGCCCUCAUUCUCUCCAUGCCACGAUACCGCCGGAGAUUUCACUGACAGAUAGCCUUCAGCAGCUGGUUCGUCAAUGCCCCGGUUGGCAUUUGAUUCAACCUUUAGGUGUUUGCUCAUGCAGCAGCAUGUGCGCAGCCAGCCGCUCGGGGAGAUUUUAUCUUCCUGAAAAGUUCAACAAACAGACAAGCACGCAAGAGAAGCUUCUAUGAUGAGAGGACUCGGACAGUCCAGCUCCAGGUCCUCGUUCGGAGACAAGUUGUUUCCAAUCGUACACGUUGUGUCCAAGGAUGUGGUUAGUUAUAGCAUCCUCGAUACGAUUGGCUCCUGCCUCGUUCCCUGUUCACGGGGAUGGUUAAGUUGUAGAUCAAAAUUAGAAUACAGUUGGAUGUGAUUCCAACUGUGAUUAUUCCUCUCAAUUGUUGGGAUGUCGAUGUUGUUUUCUUUGGAUGGACCAAAUUUAAUAUUGUUUUGUAGACUAAAAAAGUGUCCAUUGCGUCAGUAAUUAUUUACUGUAAAUGAUCAACCAAACAGCCUUUUUGUCCAUUUCUGUAGCUCGAGGCAUCAAGACACACACAGCAUUGACUACGAUGAAGGUUAAUAUUGCUCUCAGAGGCCGAUGCUCAUGUGGACAUUCUGUUGAUUGUGACCGUUUAGCGAGUUAACUCAGGGUGUGUUGAUAGAAUAAAAGCAUUUGUGUUGUAUAUCAAAGGAUUCUGAAUAUUUGUGAUGACUUUGAGCGUGAUACUUGAAUGUCAUGCAUGUUUUUGUCAUAUCAACUGGUGAUUAUCAUCAUAGUGCUUUUGUACAGUAGUUUUUAAUGCAGUAACACAGAACUGUUUUAAUUAAAUUGUAUUGUUUUUUUGGUGAUGAUGUUAAACUCAAUCUGGUCGAUUUGCUACUUAAUGCCAGUGCACGAUGUAUCCAACAGCAGAGUCAAAAUCAAUGCGUAUGGUCUUCUGUGGUGAUACAAACUUGUUUACAGUCAGAUCGUUUACUCUGUUUUGUCACUGAUUGUGUACAACACACAUGCAUGGAAUUGUACUAUUUUUGGAAUCAUCGGUAUUGAACAACGUUAAAAUGAAUACGUAGAUAACAUCAAA
This is a messenger RNA of Gasterosteus aculeatus aculeatus (three-spined stickleback), 5366 nucleotides long. RefSeq names its product tubulin tyrosine ligase-like family, member 5 (gene ttll5). Gene Ontology annotation, cellular component: ciliary basal body. The record is from RefSeq and is a predicted model, not a curated record. Gene Ontology annotation, biological process: protein polyglutamylation; microtubule cytoskeleton organization. Gene Ontology annotation, molecular function: tubulin-glutamic acid ligase activity; ATP binding; tubulin binding. NCBI's taxonomy places the organism in Eukaryota, Metazoa, Chordata, Actinopteri, Perciformes, Gasterosteidae.